Myripristis murdjan (pinecone soldierfish) is the source of this 3107-nucleotide messenger RNA. RefSeq names its product YY1 associated factor 2 (gene yaf2). The record is from RefSeq and is a predicted model, not a curated record. The transcript has 4 exons. Gene Ontology annotation, biological process: positive regulation of DNA-templated transcription. The coding region runs from base 143 to 706 and encodes 187 amino acids. Gene Ontology annotation, molecular function: DNA binding; transcription coregulator activity. Gene Ontology annotation, cellular component: nucleus. NCBI's taxonomy places the organism in Eukaryota, Metazoa, Chordata, Actinopteri, Holocentriformes, Holocentridae.
CCGGUCAUGUGACCAUUUCCCAAGCGGAGUUUCCACGACAGCUGGAAGCCGAGCGGCAGAGACACAUCGCUUCUUUGCAAAAUAAUAAGAAAUAGCAGGGACUAUCCUCGUUUCGGCGCCUCUAAAUAAACCCUGGUCUGGCAUGGGCGACAAGAGGAGUCCUACAAGGCCGAAGCGUCAACCGAAGCCCUCCUCCGACGAGGGGUAUUGGGACUGCAGCGUGUGCACGUACAAGAACACGGCGGAGGCUUUUAAGUGCAUGAUGUGCGAUGUCAGGAAAGGGACAUCAACAAGGAAGCCUCGUCCCGUCUCCCAACUGGUCUCCCAGCAGCAGGUGACACAGCAGUUUGCAUCACCCACGCAGCCCAAGAAGGAGAAGAAGGAGCGAGUGGAGAGGGAGAAGAGCGACAGAGAGCCGGCACUCAAGAAGAACAGUCAUAAGAAGAUGAGGCCGAGGUUAAAAAACAUCGACCGGAGCAGCGCCCAGCACCUGGAGGUGACGGUGGGCGACCUGACAGUCAUCAUAACGGACUUUAAGGAGAAGGCCAAGCCCUCGUCCACCUCGGCCACGUCCUCCAGCGCUGCGUCAAUGGCAGCAGACCACCACAGCCAGAACGGCUCCAGCUCAGAAAACACAGAGAAGGGGCUCUCCCGCUCCUCCUCGCCCCGAGGGGAGGGGACCUCUGUGAAUGGAGAGUCCCACUGAACCGCCCCGCUCCAACCCCCACCCCACCCACACACACCCCACACACCCCGCCCUGUCUCCUCUGCACUCUCCAGGCCCUGAACCGCUGGAGGACUCACUCAUCCCUGCCAGAGGGCUGCACGCAGUUGACAAAAACAAAACAUUCAGAUCCCAUUUUUAUUUUUAUUUUUUUUCUGCAUAUUGAUUGCAAUAAGAGUUGUGAUACAUUUGAACAGAUUUGUCAUUCAUCAGAGUCUUAAAACGUCUGGGAAUGUGUUGUUUGGUACACAGAAAACAACAUGUCAGUGCUUAUGAUUUGGCCCGUUCGAAGGUUUUCCACAGCACUGGUAUUCCUCAUUUCGAAAGCUUUCUGAAUCGCCUUUCCCUUUGGAAAAGAAAAUGCACCACCAUGGAAGCUGAUCCAUACUUUCAUUUUGAAAUGAAUAAUGAAAUUACAUGACAUAAUAAUGAAAUGUGCAGCCCUGCCCUUCUUAGCAUCAUCGACUGCCAGCAGAGUGAGCUGUCCUUCCUCCAUGUUGAGUUUUCAGCCUCCAUCUGGAAUCUUCACCUCCCCGUUUUCAUCCCGCAACACCCUCUAACCGCACUCCCAGUGAUUCUACGCUGAACUUUGAACUCCCAAAUACCUCCAGCAAACCUUCACUCCUGACCCUGAUACUCUAAGCAUUAAGUUCUGGACUGAUUGAGCUAUAGAACUUAGAGCAAUUAUUACGUUUUUAUUUUGAUUGUUUUUUCCGCUGCAUUAGCGCUGUAUCCAUACUGGCAUCGUUUUGUGUUUUUCUAUUAUUUUUUUGUGCAGUUCGGCUUGGUGCAGGUAGGUGAGUGUGCUGGUAAGACACCUGAACAUACUUGGAACCAGCUCACCAUUGGUUUACAGGAUAAUAUCGGUGUUUAUUUGUUUGUUUUUUAAGUUUGUGCCAAUCAUGCAAGUGGCCCCUCUCCUUGACAUUAUUCCUGGUGGUGUCUGCACACAGUUAGCACAGUUGGAUAUAUCAGCGUUUGUUUUUCCUGCUGUUAAAAGAAGUCAUUAAUUUUUGUACAGUACAAUUAACAGCCUUCACAGGCUCACAGGACACAUUUUUUUCUCAGUGUUUUUGCUUUAUCUUUAUUUUAUUGCACUCAAGGUGACGGUUUCCAUGUCAGUGCAUGCAUUCCAAAGUCUCUUACUGGACCAGAGCUUAUGUCAGCCUCUCUGAUUGGAUGAGCAAGGCUAGAGGAAGUGCAUGCCGCGAUGUAAACAUGAUGUAAACAAACCUUUUCAUCAUCCUUUGUGAUUAACUUAGGAUCAGCUCACUGCCAGUCGACACCUGCAGGGAGAAAUGGAAAAUGGAAAGAGAAUGGAAAUAAUCCCUCCGAAACAUGCCGCCUCGCAGACUUAAAAGUCACAUCCAUGUCUUUGCAUUUGUGGCAUCUUUGUUAUCUGGGACAGCGGCUAACGAGUGAAUGUUUUGAAAAAUGUAAUUACAUAUAGCGUCGCAAAACGCUCGGGGAAAUGUAAACUAGAUCCAGACAGCAGGAAAGGGGCCGCAGCUCUAAAAACGACACCGAUAUUCUCCUUUUAAUCUGUUUCUCCUGCACAAACGGAGCCACACCUGCUCAGCGUCCCAACGGGAGAACAAAAGGGUGCUGAUGUUGCACUGCACUCACAGAGGGCCCAGUAUGAGUACAGCACCGCGCUAAUGCAAUGGAAAAAAAGAAAAAAAAAAACAAAAAGAAAAACUAAUUGUCUUGAAGCAAAGUUUUGACUUCCGGACAUGCACAUUUAGUAGCUGUAUAGGUUAUGGCUUGCAAUACGAUGGACUUCAGAAACUGUUGAUAUUCCUCCACUUCAGUGUAGAGCAGAGGAGGAGCUUUUGGAAUACACUAAACUCCUGGCAGAGCAACUUUAGAUCAGCCUAACUAAACAACGACUUUUAAAAACCUGUAGAAUAAUACAAAUGUUAGACAAACAGGAUAUUUCUCGAUCUAUUGUACUAAAAUGUUUUAAUGUGGUUGUAUUAUACAUCAAACCAGUGUUAUUGUCAAGAUUUUUACUUUAUAACAGUUUAGGACAGUUCCUGAGGGCUGUCAUGGCAUGAUAAUAUAUGGUCCUGAUAUAUGUAUUGUGGGACAGGCUGUGUCUCUUAGUUUGUAAGUAUCAUUAAAUGUGUUAGAGACAUUAUUCUCAUAGGUUCACUAUGCUAGCUGGGACUAGGUGUGUGGACUCACGAGAGCUGUUUGGAGAGACGUUUGUUAUCGGUUGUGUCAUAAAUGGAGAGACACUGUUAUUAUUGGUUGACAAUGCAUCAGCAUCACUUGUUCAUAAAGGUUUGCAUCUUUUGUUUUGAUUCGCCAUGCGCUCUUGUUUCAACUGUGUGGAUUGGUUUAUAACAUGAAUAAGAAAAUAAUGAAAUUAUGGCUUUCA